Molecule: messenger RNA, 1026 nt
Organism: Debaryomyces fabryi
Lineage: Eukaryota; Fungi; Ascomycota; Pichiomycetes; Serinales; Debaryomycetaceae
Exons: 1
Biological process (GO): protein import into nucleus; poly(A)+ mRNA export from nucleus
Cellular component (GO): nuclear pore
Molecular function (GO): structural constituent of nuclear pore
Source: RefSeq, a predicted model, not a curated record
AUGUCAUUUUUCGGUCAAUCUAACGGAUUGAGUGGGUCGAUUGGAUCGAGUGGAACAGGUGUAUCCAACCCAGUAACAGGAGGAGCAGGUGAAAGCUUGAAAAUGGGAAACAGAAGCGACGCCGGUAAUAUACCUAGCGGCAGUAGUGUUAGUGGUACAAUUAGAAGUGGUAAUGCACAUACUUCAUCGAGGUUGUUGAAAGAUUUAUUAGAGUCCGCUAACAAUUUGCCUAAACCAAAUAAUUCGGAUCUAGGAACAAUUCAUUUGACAUUGAACGGAUUGAAGAAAAAAUCGAACCAACUUAGAAAGAAGAAGGAUAAUGAAGGACAGAACUUCACCAAGGCACAUUAUUUGUUGGCUUCGAGUGGUGUGAGUGCUGAAGAGAUUGAGAAUGAAUUGAACUCUAUCGAGGUGCCAGUCAAGCCGCUUGAGUCACAAACUGUUUCAAAUGCAGUUAAUAAUAAUAUCGAUAGCUACUUAAACGACAAGAAGGACGAAAAUAUUUUGGCGGCUAUUGAACAAUCGUUAGUGUCGGCAUCGAAAGACUUCAACCAGUUCAUUAAUGAAAAUGUUUCUAUUGACUGGAAAGUUCGUCGAGAUGAAUUAAGAAAGUCGUUUGGAAUCGGGGGUCCUCAGAAACCCACUUCGCAUAAGGUUUUGAAACCUACCAAGUCUGUCACAUGGAAUAAGUCCAUCCCUGGUAAUUAUAAUGUAUUGUCGCCAUUAUCGACCAAUAAAUCCACCUCAUUUUUGAAGAAUUUGACUAGAGAAAAAUUCGAAAACAACGCUCAAAUCGUAUAUCAGUUGAACGAGGCUAGAUUGAAUAAUUCGUUCUUUCCAAUAGCAUUAAGCUUUGAAGAGUUGAAUAAGUCAUAUUCGGAUUUGAAAUCAAAGCAGAUUUCGGAGGCUUGGAAAAUACUUAUUGAAUUGACUAACGAAAAAGGUAAUAAAAUCAAUCAAGAACAAAAGUUUUUUGAGACAUACCAAACGACUGAUCAAACUAAUUCUAUGAAAUUUAGAAAACAG